AUGCCGGCAAACAUCCGAGAACAGCGCUCCAGCAGCGGCCUGCGGUCUCCCAGGAAGCCUCGAAAGCUCCAUCAUAAUGUCGGACUCGACAAGCCCAAGACUACUGCUGCAGGCACUCCAAACCACCCUUCCUCCUCCUCCUCCUCCUCCUCACGUCGAUCAGGAACCCGUACGAAACGCCAUCAAUCUCUUCCUAAUAUCUACCAAUUUCUGAUUAUAGGAUCAGCUUUCACCUUCACGCCUGCCAGCGCACACCUCCAGAUGCACCCUCGAGACGUCACCCUCCCGCUUCGCGUGACCAACAACUGCCACGAGCCCAUUUGGCCGGCGAUCCUGACGCAGAACGGCAUGGGCCCUGCGAGCUCCGGCUUCAUGCUCAACCCUGGAGACACGCAAUCACAAACCGUCAGCGGCGACUGGAGAGGACGAGUAUGGGGUCGCACGAAUUGUAGCUUUCCGAACUCUGGCACAGGUCCAGCAAGUGGUAGCGGAGGCGCCGCGUGCGCGACAGGAGACUGCGGUUCGUUUUUGCAAUGUCCAGGUGCGGGCCAAGCUCCAGCAACGCUGGCUGAAUUCACCCUCUCAUCCGAUACCUAUCAGGCCUUCUACGAUAUUUCCCUGGUCGACGGCUAUAACCUUCCUAUAGGCAUCAUCUCCUUGCUGGCUCAGAGCGGCAACACCACGCUCCAAGACAUCCCGCCCAAUCUGACGAACCCAGUGUGUAUCGGGACCUCGUCUCUCCUGGCACCCGUUGGCAGCACUUCUGACGCCGACUUCGGCUCCAACUCGACGUUCCCUCUUCCACUGGACCAAUCAGUUACAUCGUCAUUUGUGCAAAGCUGGUGUCCGUGGCCCCUACAAUUGAACCCGCCUCAAAAGCCGGGUGACGGGGUAUAUCCCUACCCGGACGACAACAUCCAACGGCCCAUUUUCAACCCUUGUCUCAGUGCCUGUGCAAAAUGGAAUAAGGAUCAGUAUUGCUGCACGGGCAGCCACAACACUCCUGCCACCUGCUCACCAAGUGACUAUUCGACGCAAGCAAAGAAAUUGUGCCCAGAUGCGUACAGCUAUGCCUACGACGACCAAACGAGCACUUUCAUCAUCCCGCAAGGUGGAGGAUUCGAAGUCGUCUUUUGUCCGUCAGGACGAAGUACAAAUAUCCUUGGCACGUUUGGUGACCAGCUCCGACAACUUGCGCAAACGGGACAUGCCACCAGAGAUAUUGUCGCGCUGGCGCAGAAUGUCACCUAUAUCCGUGAGAAGAAUACUGCUGCUGCGUCGCUGACUAGGCCGGGAGCAAGCCUGCUUUCGGUGAUCUUUCUGCUGAUAUUGGGGUUUUUGGCGUAAAGCGACUCGUUGACAAUGCGGGUGUGAAGAUGCAAACACCAUCGGAUUCUGUGAUAUAGCAUGCGACUGUGUUGAUACGCUGGUGGAUUUGAGCGUUUGUGGCUCUGACUGGAGACAAUAUCUUUAUAUCG
This is a messenger RNA of Exophiala xenobiotica, 1478 nucleotides long. RefSeq lists its product as uncharacterized. The coding region runs from base 1 to 1347 and encodes 448 amino acids. The record is from RefSeq and is a predicted model, not a curated record. The transcript has 2 exons. Gene Ontology annotation, biological process: defense response. Gene Ontology annotation, cellular component: extracellular region. Lineage: Eukaryota; Fungi; Ascomycota; Eurotiomycetes; Chaetothyriales; Herpotrichiellaceae.